Colletes gigas is the source of this 1727-nucleotide messenger RNA. RefSeq names its product m7GpppN-mRNA hydrolase (gene DCP2). The record is from RefSeq and is a predicted model, not a curated record. The coding region runs from base 200 to 1588 and encodes 462 amino acids. Gene Ontology annotation, molecular function: manganese ion binding; 5'-(N(7)-methylguanosine 5'-triphospho)-[mRNA] hydrolase activity; RNA binding. Gene Ontology annotation, biological process: nuclear-transcribed mRNA catabolic process, nonsense-mediated decay; deadenylation-dependent decapping of nuclear-transcribed mRNA. Lineage: Eukaryota; Metazoa; Arthropoda; Insecta; Hymenoptera; Colletidae. Gene Ontology annotation, cellular component: cytoplasm; P-body. The transcript has 5 exons.
CCAAGGAAGAAAAAAAAUUGAAUGAUGCAAAUUGAGAUUACACAACGGAUAGCUCAAUGAUGAUGUUUGAUAUGCAAUGGUUUCAUACAAUGAUAGUAUGUUUACUUUAUAACUACGAAUUUCUAUCGUAAAUGAAUUCACGUUAUAGAGCGUGAAGUGUCUUGUAAAAGAUAUUGAAAUAAUUUUAUUAUCUUUUGAAAUGGUGGAUCACUCGUUGCCGUCCGAUAUGCUCGACGAUCUGAGCAGUCGAUUUAUUAUCAACGUGCCCGAAGAAGAGAGAAAAGAUUUAGUACGAAUAUGUUUUCAAAUCGAACUAGCACAUUGGUUUUAUUUAGAUUUUUAUUGUACCGACGAAAAUCCAAAGCUUAGACAGUGUAAUAUGAGAGAAUUCGCCACACACAUCUUCUACCAUGUACCAUUUUUAAAACCACACGUAGCUAAUAUAGAUAAUAUUCUUGAACAAUGGCGAGAAUACAAGCAAAGUGUUCCAACAUUUGGGGCAAUUGUAUUAAACGAAGAUUUAACGAAAGUAUUACUUGUUCAAAGUUACUGGGCAAAAAAUAGUUGGAGUUUUCCUAAAGGCAAAGUGAACGAAGAUGAAAAUCCUUCUCAUUGCGCAGUUCGAGAGGUGUUGGAAGAAACUGGCUUUGAUAUUUCAAAUCUGAUAAAUGAAAAUGAAUAUAUUGAAUCGGUGAUAAAUGAACAAUUAGUGAGAUUGUACAUAAUAUGCGGUGUUCAGAAGGAUACAAAAUUUCAACCAAAAACAAGGAAAGAGAUAAAAAAUGUAGAAUGGUUUUCUUUAGCCGAUUUACCCAACCACAAGAAAGAUAUGACUCCAAAAUCGAAAAUAGGAGUCGGUCCAAACGCAUUUUUUAUGGUUAUUCCCUUUGUGAGAAGAAUGCGACGUUGGAUACAAGAGAAACAUUUACGCGAGAAAAAUGUAAACAAAAUACGUAGACAUAGGCAUAGGUCUUUGGGUGAUGUUGAAACUGUUUCAAAGGGCAAACGGCAACAACAACUGCUUCCUCAUUUUGUUCAGACUGACAUUCCAAGUUUUAAAGACUUAAAAGACUUUCGACAAUCAAACACUUCGCCCGCACGGAGCCGUCGUAGUGUAUACGAUAAUAAAAAUGCCAUAUCAAAGGCAGCGAUUAAACGUAAUUUAUUUGGCGAUCAAAAUGACGAUGAAACUUCGGCUGUUCUAGCCAAACAAUUAAUGGAUAGUCCACAAGGUCAACAAUCUUGUACAUUUUUAAUGGAUCCUGCCAUUCAAUCUGUGAAGUGCAAUCAGUUUAGCUACAAAGCACAAGGUUUUACUAAGGGAAUGAAAGAGAGAGCACCUCAACCCCAGAGAUCUCAGAAUAUAGAGUUUCUAGAAGGAAAUAUAGAAGCUUUGUUAUUUGGCAAAGCAGCAAACAAACUGCCAACAAACUUGGAUAUUAUGUCUUCACCGUUCGAUGCGACGGAUCGUAGUACACGAUUUCAUUCAAAGGAUUACCACGGAACUCAAAAAUAUUCUACAGAUAUUUGUUCAAUGAUUUGGGCACACUUUAAAUUUGAUAAACAAGCAAUACUCAAUUGUUUAUAAAUUUGUUUUAAAACUACGAUCAUCACGCUUUUAAGGAAAAAAGAUUAUGCUUGGUUAGUCCAUGCUCAUAAUUAUAUCAAAUUUUUACGAUAUUUAUUCACAUUUACGAAUAAUCGUGUGUGAAAAUUUAGAAUUAAAC